GGUCGUUUCACAAGUGGAAACUGUCGGAUAAUCAAACGAGAAGAAACGAAGGUUUCCUUGAGACCGAGGAGAUACGAGGGACGAGAGGCAUUCUACGACUCCGGAAUCCGUGCCCCGUCAAAAAGCGUUGGUUUCCCCACGCCGUGCAUGUUUAAAUCGGAGGACGACAUUUGCGCCGUGCUUCGGCCAGACGACUAACUACCAAGCGAGCGGCGCCCACCAAGUGCGGAGGCAUGAUUCUGAGACGGGUCUCAGCCGUUGCUGCCUUUUUACUCUGCUUCCUGGCGAAGGUGUCGGAGGGAUCGGGACAAUUCGAGUUGCAGAUCUUGUCGAUGCACAACGCGAACGGGGAGCUGCUGAGCGGCGCGUGCUGCGACGGCUCGCGGGACGCGGCGGAUCGCAGAUGCGCGCGGGACGAGUGCGACACGUUUUUCAAAGUUUGCCUGAAGGAAUACCAGUCUCGGGUCUCCGCCGCGGGGCCCUGCAGCUUCGGGACGGGGUCCACGCCGGUCCUCGGAGGGAAUACGUUUGCGCCGAAGAGCGCCGCCAGGAGCGAACGGUCCAGGAUAGUACUGCCCUUCAGCUUUGCCUGGCCGAGGUCCUACACUUUGAUAGUGGAAGCCUUGGACUUCAGCAAUGAAACCGGUGGUGCCGACGGGCAGCUGAUAGAGAAAGCCUCUCAUUCCGGCAUGAUCAACCCCAGCCCCCAGUGGCAGAGGCUGACCCACAACGGGCCCGUAGCCCAGUUUGAGUACCAGAUCCGGGUGAGCUGCGACGAACACUACUACGGCUUUGGUUGCAACAAGUUCUGCAGACCCAGGGACGAGUUCUUCGGACACUACACCUGUGACUACAACGGCAACAAGACCUGUCUAGAGGGCUGGUCCGGACCCGAUUGCAACACCGCUAUUUGUCGACAAGGCUGCAGCACGGAGCACGGAUCGUGUAAAGAGCCAGGCGGCUGCAAGUGCCUUUAUGGCUGGCAGGGCCAGUACUGUGACAAGUGCAUCCCCCACCCUGGCUGUGUGCAUGGGACGUGUGUGGAGCCCUGGCAGUGCCUGUGUGACACCAACUGGGGCGGCCAUCUUUGCGAUAAAGAUCUGAACUUCUGCGGCACUCACCAGCCGUGCCUGAACGGAGGGACGUGCAUCAACACGGGGCCCGACAAAUACCAGUGCUCCUGUGCGGAGGGUUACUCGGGAGCAAACUGCGAAAGAGCGGAACACGCCUGUCUGUCCAAUCCAUGUUCCAACGGGGGGAACUGUGCAGAGACCAGUCAAGGAUAUGAAUGUCAAUGUGCCCCAGGGUGGAGUGGCCCCUCCUGUACCAUCAAUGUUGAUGAGUGCACUCCAAAUCCUUGUAAUCAUGGCGGUACCUGCCAGGACUUGGUCAAUGGUUACAAGUGUCACUGUCCUCCACAGUGGACAGGCAAGACUUGUUUGAUAGAUGCCAACGAGUGCGAUAGCAAGCCUUGUGUCAACGCCAACUCCUGCCGCAACCUGAUUGGCGGAUACUUCUGCGAGUGCCUACCUGGUUGGAUGGGGCAGAACUGCGACACCAACAUAAACGACUGCAAGGACCAGUGCCAGAAUGGGGGAACUUGCAAGGACUUGGUCAACGGCUACCGCUGCAUGUGUCCACCUGGCUUUGCUGGAGAGCACUGCGAGAGAGACAUCGAUGAGUGUGCGAGCGCCCCCUGUCUGAACGGCGGGCGCUGUCAGGACGAGGUCAAUGGAUUCCAGUGCCUGUGUCUGGCCGGCUUCUCAGGACAACUCUGCCAGCUGGAUAUCGAUUACUGCCUCCCCAACCCGUGUCAGAACGGAGCGUCCUGCUUCAACUUGGCCACGGACUACUACUGCGCCUGUCCGGAGGACUACGAGGGCAAGAACUGCUCUCACCUCAAAGACCACUGUCGCACCACCACGUGCAAAGUGAUUGACAGCUGCACGGUCGCUGUGGCCUCUAACAGCACGCCUGGUGGCGAGCGCUACAUUUCAUCCAAUGUGUGCGGGCCCCACGGCCGCUGCCGGAGCCAAGCCGGAGGCCAGUUCAGCUGCGAGUGCCAGGAGGGCUUCAGAGGCACCUACUGCCACGAGAACAUCAACGACUGUGAGAGCAACCCGUGCCAUAAUGGCGGCACCUGCAUCGACAAAGUCAGCGUGUACCAGUGCAUCUGUGGAGACGGCUGGGAAGGGGACCACUGCGAGAUCAACAUCGACGACUGCAGCACCAACCCCUGUCACAACGGAGGGACGUGCCGCGACCUGGUGACCGAUUUCUUUUGCGAGUGCAAGAAUGGCUGGAAGGGAAAGACCUGCCACUCUCGUGAGAGCCAGUGCGACGAGGCCACCUGUAACAACGGAGGCACCUGCCACGACGAGGGAGACACCUUCCAGUGCAAGUGCUCCCCUGGGUGGGAGGGUACGACAUGUAACAUCGCCAAGAACUCCAGCUGCCUGCCCAACCCCUGUGAGAACGGCGGCACCUGUGUGGUGAGCGGAGACUCCUUCACCUGCGUCUGCAAGGAAGGCUGGGAGGGCGCCACCUGUACGCAGAAUACCAACGACUGCAGUCCACACCCAUGCUACAACAGUGGAACGUGUGUCGACGGCGAUAACUGGUACCGAUGCGAGUGUGCCCCUGGCUUCGCCGGUCCAGACUGUCGGAUCAAUAUUAACGAGUGCCAGUCCUCCCCCUGUGCCCCUGGUUCCACCUGUGUGGACGAGAUCAAUGGCUACCGCUGCCUGUGUCCAGCGGACCGGACCGGACCACACUGUCAAGAAGUUACAAGAAGACCUUGCUCCGUUAAUGGUCAUGUCACCCCUGAUGGAGCCAAAUGGGAUGACGACUGCAACACCUGCCACUGUUCCAAUGGGAAGGUUGUGUGCACACGGAUGUGGUGUGGCCCUAAGUCGUGCCAGCUCGGUGCCAAAGGUCGCGGUGGGUGUCCUUCGGGUCAGAGCUGCAUCCCUAUCAGAGAGGGCCACUGCUUUAAAAGGCCCUGCCUCGGCCUUGGAGAGUGCUGGCGCUCCAACCCUCCACCGCCGCCCACCAAAUGCCACCCCAGCUCCACUUACCAGGACAAUAGCUGUGCCAACAUCACCUUCACCUUCAACAAGGAGACCAUGCCAGAAAGCCUGACCGUCGAGCAUGUCUGCAAGGAGCUGAGGCACUUGUACGUGGUGAAAAAUCUCUCCUUGGAGCAUUCCGUGUCCAUAACCUGUGACCCCUCGUUCUCGGCCACCAACGAAAUCCACGUCUGCAUCUCCACCGAGGAUCACAGGUUGGACUGGAGCCCCAUUAAAGAGAUCACCGACAGGAUAAUCGACCUAGUUAGCAAGCGCAAUGGGAACAACACCAUCAUCAAGGCCAUUGCAGAGGUGCGCGUGCCAAGCCCCAGCAAAACUGACUACCUGGUGCCCCUCCUCAGCUCCAUCUUCAUCGUCAUCUGGGUGCUCGUCCUGGUCUCCAUCUUCUUGUGGUGCAUGCGCCGCCGGCGAAAACAGACCAACCACGGCAACACGUCGGCCUCCGGCUCAGAAGACAACACCACCAACAACGUGCGGGAGCAGCUGAACCAGAUCAAGAACCCUAUAGAGAAACACGUCGGCCUCACGGUGGCCAUUAAAGACUACGAAGACAAGAACUCCAUCAUUGCCAAGAUAAGGACAAAUCACCCCGAGGGGGACGAGGACGACAAGGAGAGGCACCUGCAGAAGGGCCGCUUCGCCAAACAGCCGGCAUACACACUGGUGGAGCGGGACGAGAAGUCGCCCAUCUCCGGUCCCAACUCCACGACCGGCAAAAACCCUAACUGGACUAAUAAACAGGACAACAGAGACUUGGAGACAGCGAACAGCUUAAACAGGAUGGACUACAUUGUAUAGCAGACAGCUGCGUUGCUGUGCAACCGAGCCCUAUGCCCUCAUACCCCUGUGGCGGAUGAAACGGGGAAGUUUUGGGAUGCGCAGUUCUUCGACCGCCGCAUCGAUCUUGACCCCACAGUCGGUAAUUGCAUAUAUUCCCUGUGUUAAUUUAAGUUUCGACAAGCUGGCUUACACUGGCAGUGACGGUUGCUCUGGUUGGCUGGAAAUACUAGGCACUGGUAAACAUUUCAUCGCAAAACUCGGUUCAAGUGUCCUCUUUUGGCAUUUCAUACCCCGUUCAUUCGGAAGACACUGAAGGGGGCUUUUCGGUCCCCUCCUCUUUUUUUUUUUUUUUUUUUUUUCAGCGUUAUUUAAAAUUUUUCUAGUAGUAAUUGUUGUACAAUGACUAAAAAAAACACACAUCACAUUCAACACUAAAGCUAAUUAUUUUUAGUUUGUGUUUGAACUCGUUAUUUAGGUGGUGAACAAAUAUAGUUUUGUUUAGAGAAGAGUGCCUUUUUCAGCUUUAGACCUCAGCAACUGUCAAAUGAGAGAAAAGAUCAAACUUUAUUAUUUAUUUUUUAUUUUUUUUC
Lampris incognitus (smalleye Pacific opah) is the source of this 4459-nucleotide messenger RNA. RefSeq names its product jagged canonical Notch ligand 1b (gene jag1b). Lineage: Eukaryota; Metazoa; Chordata; Actinopteri; Lampriformes; Lampridae. The transcript is spliced from 26 exons. Gene Ontology annotation, molecular function: Notch binding; calcium ion binding. The record is from RefSeq and is a predicted model, not a curated record. Gene Ontology annotation, cellular component: plasma membrane; protein-containing complex. The coding region runs from base 234 to 3887 and encodes 1217 amino acids. Gene Ontology annotation, biological process: Notch signaling pathway; establishment or maintenance of epithelial cell apical/basal polarity; multicellular organism development.